UCCCAUUACUGGAUCCAUCUACCUGAUGGUGGUGAGAGAUGGUGGGACCUUCCUGUGUGGAGUCUCGGGAAUACAGAGGACGGGGACAUCUCUCUGGUGGGUUCCCAUUACUGGAUCCAUCUACCUGAUGGUGUCCUGGGAAUACAGAGGAUGGGGACAUCUCUCUGGUGGGUUCCCAUUAUUGGAUCCAUCUACCUGAUGGUGGUGAGAGAUGGUGGAACCUUCCUCUGUGGAGUCCCGGGAAUACAGAGGACGGGGACAUCUCUCUGGUGGGUUCCCAUUACUGGAUCCAUCUACCUGAUGGUGGUGAGAGAUGGUGGGACCUUCCUGUGUGGAAUCCCGGGAAUACAGAGGACGGGGACAUCUCUCUUGUGGGUUCCCAUUACUGGAUCCAUC
Staurois parvus is the source of this 396-nucleotide messenger RNA. The record is from the annotation of a GenBank genome assembly. Lineage: Eukaryota; Metazoa; Chordata; Amphibia; Anura; Ranidae.